GUUUCAUCCAACACUUUAUUUUCUCCUGAAUUUAAAUUUCACUUCAAAUGGCCUUCACUUGUGUUUACUUGCUAGAUGUUUAUACAAAACGUACGCACUGGAAACACUUUAAAUUACAAAAUCCAGCAACAUUAAGAUCAAAUCUAAGUUAACUAUGAUGAAAUUUUGUUUACAAUUCAGUCACAGUUUUUCCGUAGUAAAAUUACAAUAUUUAAGCAAAUUUGGGUGAUAAAAUGAAUAUUGUUUUUGAUGUACGGAUUAAUUUUGAUUGUUGAAAUCUUCACUAAAUAAAGUGAAGCAACGGCGCCAUCUAGUGGACGAUGCUAAUUCAACCGUUCACCGCGGAACUAAGGGCUGCUAAUGUUUCCUGACGGAGAACGUUCGCAGCUGCAUCAGCAUGUGUUGUGAGAAUUUCUGAAGAGGAAUCUUUGCCUUCUCGUUGUCAGUGGGUUGUUGUGAUAUUUAAGUUAGUUUUUAAAAGUGAAAAACAUGUCGUCCUCUCCCGAGGUGGUUCUGGGUUUCCUUGAAGAAGCAGAACCGUGGCGGCUUCAGUCUCCGCAGUUCCCCAGCAAGGUCGGAGGGAAGCCGGCGUGGCUCAGCCAGAGGGGCCUGCCCCUCCAGUCCGAUCUGGAGUGUGAGAAAUGCGGGCUGCCCAUGGUCUUCCUGUUGCAGGUGUACGCACCCAUUUCGGGUCAGGACAGAAGUUUUCACAGGACGCUUUUCCUGUUCUGCUGUAAAACUCCGGAGUGUUACUCCCACAACGACAGCCGCUGCUUCAAAGUUUUCAGAAGUCAGCUCCCCAGGAAGAACGAGUUCUACUCCUACGACCCUCCUCCAGAUGAUGAACCACAGACAGUCUCUAAAGAGGACGACAGCAUUUUAUCCGUCUCAGGAGUCAAGCUGUGCUGGGUGUGUGGUUGCCCUGGAAACAAGGCCUGCUCCCGCUGCCACUCGGUGACCUACUGCGGUAAACACCACCAGACCGUCCACUGGAAGCACUCCCACAAGAAGGAGUGCCUCAGCGCAGCGCUGCCCUCGGCUGCCUCUCCCUUCCUGUUCCCCGAGUCUGAGCUCGUCACCGAGCCUGAAGAGGGAGGGGAGGAACGAGACGACGCACAGAGAGGAGGAGGAGGAGAAGAACAGAGAAGUACUGAAGGUCCUUCCUUAGCUGACACUCUGGCAGAAGCAGAUCUGGAGGAGAUGGCGUUGCACGAGACUGAAGACAACAAAGUGUUCCAGCGGUUCAAGAAGAAGAUCGCCUCAGAGCCGCACCAGAUGAUUCGCUACAGUCGAGGAGGCCGACCCCUCUGGGUCUCUUCUGGUCACGUCCCUGCAGACGAGGACAUCCCACCAUGCACCUGCGGCGCCAACAGGACCUUUGAGUUUCAGGUGAUGCCUCAGCUGCUAAACAGCCUCUGCGUGGACUCGACGGGAGCCAGCAUCGACUGGGGAACCGUUACGGUCUACACCUGCUCCGCUAGCUGUAACCAUGGAGACCAGUACCGGUCGGAGUUCGUCUGGAAGCAGGACUUCAGCGCAGAUCAACUGACUCAGCACAGAAACACGUAGUACAGAUCUGUUGAUUAUAGUUCCAGAAGAUAAAGUGCUCAGAUUAACUCAGCAGCUUCAAGUCCUUUGAGAUGUGUAUUUUUUUACUUCAAUUUAAAAAUAAGCUAGUAUUUAAUGGAGCCAUACAGCAAAUUAUUCUAAAAAUUUAAAACGUUACUUCAAAUGGAUAUGUUGUGAUAAUUUAGGUAUCCAGGUAGAGCUGGCUGAUAAAUCGAUUUUAAUCAAAAUGAAUUUUCUGUUUAACUUUUGGAAAAUGUCCAUAAUUAAAUGAAUAAUUGUUUCAUUCACUUAGGUUAUUUUAAUAAGAAUGUGACUUAAUAAAAAGGAAGACGCAGCUUUAACUGUACAGAUUUAUUGUUGCAGAACAAAGACAACUUCAGACGAUUUGAAAACGUUUCCUGAUCUGUUCUGCAAAACAAGUCGAUACAUAAAUCUGAUUCGGACACUUUGAUUCAAAUUAUGAAGCAAACAUUGAGCUUGUUGACAGGAAAACGUUUAAAUGGCUGCAGAGUUAAACUGUGUUUAAAACAGACAAAGCAGGAAAACAACCCAAAAUUUCACUUAAAGGUCUUCAACAUUGGGGAAAUCCUCAAACUAAACCUCCACAUGGGCAAAAAUAGACAUUUAUAUACUAACUAUGUAACAUUUUGCCACCAUAUUUAUGCUAGGCAGCAUUUUUCCUUCACAUUUAAAUCUUGAGUCCCAAGUUGUCCUUAUUUGCUCAAAUAGGAAUUUUCUGCACCCACCUCAAGGUGCCACUCAUCACUUCUCUAUAUUUAGAAUAUAAAAAAAUGUGUUUAGCUCCAGUUUAACCAUUAAAACAUCUCUAUGUAAAUACAACAAUCCCUCUGUUUGACCUGAAGAGGACCAGAAGCUGCAGAACCAACUAACAACUCUGUUUAAAUCACUUUUACUGCAACUACAAACACGUAAACCGACUUCAGUGUUUGGUUGGAACAAACAUAAAUCAGGAUUCAAAGAUGGAGACUUAGACGUCAGGCUGGCCGAUUUCAACACAAGGUAGCAAAUUUUCAGACAUGAGAAAAGAAAAUGCUAAAAAGGCAGCAUAGAAAAGUAGUUAAAACAUUUUAAAAUGAAACCAGGUACAGUCCCCUUCAGAGUGUUUCUCCAUUCAUCAAUAUCUUACAUUUUCUUACAAUCCUAUGUACAAAUCAGGGAUGUGAUGAUGCACUGGAAACCUGAAACUACAGGAAACAUGGGAAUGAUUUUAACCAAGAUGGCCCGUAAAAUCUUCUUUAAAAAUUCCUUGGGGAUGAAAAA
Molecule: messenger RNA, 2850 nt
Organism: Poecilia latipinna (sailfin molly)
Lineage: Eukaryota; Metazoa; Chordata; Actinopteri; Cyprinodontiformes; Poeciliidae
Gene: pdcd2
Product: programmed cell death 2
Exons: 8
Coding region: 490-1569 (359 amino acids)
Cellular component (GO): cytoplasm; nucleus
Source: RefSeq, a predicted model, not a curated record